AUGGCUCCCAUCCCGGAGGCCUAUUUCCCGUCCCUGGACAAGUGUUUCUCUGGGGACGUUCAACUUUUGUCCUGGAGAAGAGCUUUCCUGUAUACAAAUGAUCCCGAAGGUCACGCCGACAAUGGCGGCAAUGUUGCGGCCUUCCUUUCGCAUCCCGAGAGCACUGAAUUGCUAUCCCGAAGUUUGAUCCCUUCCUCCAGCCUUUCCGCCAAAUCCAAGUCCGAAUUCGACUCCAAAACCGCCGCGAUCCACGUUGAAACAAACUCCAAGUCUUCGUUCAAUCUCAAGGAGAUUAAGGCGGAUGCGCAAUGGCUCAGCGAGAAAGCACGGAUUGACGAGAUCGCGGCUCUGCGCAUCGCAAUCCUCGAAUGGCAAAACCGGCCUGCAUCUCGUCUGACAACGACAUUCUCAACAGAAGAGGCCACCAGCCUCUCGAGUGCGUCGGGGACCGACAACCUUCGUGUAUCUGUGGCCGGUCCGAAUCUGGCGAGCGUUCUGAGACAAGCUGCGGACAAGGAGGAUGCAUCUACGUUCGACACAGAAACCAACAGACGUUUGCGAUUGCGAAAUCUCUAUGUCUCGGAGAGAAGCCACACGUUGAAGACUUACCGCAAGCUGCUGGUUCUAUCCCUUCACGACCUUUCUGACGAAUCAGCCAAUGACAGCACACAUAAGAGCGAGCGCAGUCUCGCUUUGUGUAAGCUAGGAGAGUCUCUCUUCCAGAUUAAGUCUACUGGUGAUGGGUUGAACCAACUUUUGACUGAUUGUAUGGCCGGGAUUCGCAGUCGGCUGAAAGAUCUGCAAUCAGAUGGCGGCUGGUUAGGAGCAAGUGAGAGUAGCCAAGAGACAGAGGAUAUCUGGAGGACUACCCUCGUCGAGGAGAUUGUUCAUAUCCUGCAGAUCGUGUUCCAUUUGCUUCAUGCGUCAGCGGAAACGCCAUCCAGCGAUCUUGUGAUAUCUUGGUUCAGCCUCAUGGCCGAUAAUGCCUUCUUGGAGCCGUUACAAGUGCCAUGCCAACAACCUUUGGAAGUCUUGUUACCCCUUCAGGCUUUUACAUCCCUGGUGUCAAUGGCUUUCCUGAAAUUCUCCCAUGUAAUUGCCCAUCUCUUUGACUCAAAUGAAUCACCAGCUUUCCCUCCAGGACAGAAGCCCUAUUACCUGUCCAAAGAGGCCAUAUCUCAAGUCACUGAGAUCCUUCUGGGCGCGUACAUGAAUCACAAUACCGCUAACCCGGCUGCCUUGCUAUGGGGAGUGUUCCUUCAGGCCUUGAAAGAGGGAGAUGAAGGAUCUCGGGGACAGCGAGGUCUGGAGCAGUCACUUUGCGAAGAUCUUCUCGACUGUGCUCGAACCCCCAAACAUACCGCGGAAGAUGCAAUCCUCCGUCUCCGUUCUGAUGAGCUCGUCGAGUCGGUCUUAAGUGUGGUCGUCACAUUGUCUACCAAGGUCGGGUCUGUGUCAGCAAUUGACGAUAUCUUGACUGAUCAAUUGGUCCGAUUGUCUCUGUUUGAUAUCAUUCGAGUCGCCUUGGAUCGCAUCGAUUAUACGACUGAGGUCUUGGAGUCUACCUUGGCCAUACUAACCGGUACUUCCGAUAGCCUACGGUGGCAUAAAGCAACCUCUCUUGGUCCUGAAAGUGAUCCCAGAUCUGUCUUUGUCAGAGACCCUGUGUUAAUGGCACGGAUUUUCGAGAUCGCUCGGUCUCGAUUCCCUUAUGAAACAGUUCCUUUCCUGAGACUCUGCCGCGCUCUGGUUACCCCGAACGAGUUGAAUGAGGACGGUUUACCCAUUAUCAUUGAGGAAUUGGACAACAUGAGCACUUUCACUCAGAUUGUUUCUCCGGGUUUCCAGGGGUAUGAAACAAUUCGAGAGGAUGAAAAUGCGAAUUGGGUGUCUUUGACCCAGUCGCUCCCAAUGUUCGAGUCUGCAUCUCGCAAUCCACUCCCGGACACUCAGACGAGCAGUGCUUUGAUUGUGAGUGGCUCGUCAGAGAUCCCAACAUCUACGGUUGGCCAAGUCAGGUCCGAAUCAAAACCAGCCAUUAUCAUGUGGCAGCACCAAUAUUCGUGCUUGAGCUUCCUUGGAAGCUGGUUGGAGGAAUGGAGUGCAAGCGGUGGGUACUCAUCUGAUUGGAAUGCUGCACCUUGCACAGAGAUCAUUGAGCUCCUCGCGGAUCUUGUUGCCGGUGCCAGGAAUGCUCAUGCCCACGACGCUGCUGGCACAGGUGCCACGAGGAUCCUGGAAAUGGCCAGCGACGGGCUAUCCAAGCAAGGCGACAUCAUUUCGGUGGUUUUAGACAUAUUCGAGCGCAACCUGCAGAAUAUCGGGUCUCGAGGUGACCCAGCGAAUGCUUUAGAGCCCAUCAUGGCCUGUCUGCGGUUUAUUCAAGAGGUCAUCAAGGUUCUUCCCAGCAGAGUAUGGCCAUUCUUCAACCGCAGUAGCUUCGUUGGCUCGGACGGCAAAGGCGGAGUUAUGACUGCGAUCGUUUCAGCCAUGGAGCUUCCAUCUGGAGAGUACCCAUUCCUUCUCAGCAGCGUGAACCUGCUGGUGGCCGCAAUCGAUGAUGCCGCAUCUCGAGCAGUCCUUAGGAAGAGCCCUGGCAGCGUGGCAGGCAAGUCGAGCAUUGCAUCCGACUGGAGUGCCGGCAUCCCUUCCCACGUUAUGAGGACUAUUCUGUUGAACUUCACCCGGGCUAUGGUUGAGAUUUUCAAUAGCAAUGGCAAUUGGCGGUUCAAUCUUCCGGAGCAACAGUUCAAACUCAAUGCAAUGCUGUCUACCGCGUUCGACAGGAUUCUCUACUAUGCCCACGGCGUCAACGACACCGCGAAACCAGAAGCAAAAAUCACUGGUGUCUUUUCUGACUCCGCGGCAUACAUCCUGGACCUCCUGCGACCUCGCUCAACCGCCGAUCUCCCUUUCAACCCACUCCUUCGAUUAAUCUCCGACGGUCUGCAGACUCCACCUACAGUCCAUCUUCGCUACCUCGCAUUGGUUGAGAACCAGGUCAAUUCUACCCUGGACCUCUGUAUCAAGCUCGUCCAGGCGGCACGACUUGCUGAGCAGCCUGGCUCACUUCUAGAAGAGCAGCUCUUCAAAGCUACACCGGUCCUUAUCAAGCUUUAUGCAUUGCAUGACGCCUACAGAUUACCUGUUGUCUCCUUGCUUGAGAUUCUCAUUUCCGUUGCCGCCUCGGAUCCGGACAAUGAACCCCCGUCCCUGGUCGGUCAUCUAGGUGCCGAGUCGUCCUGCCUGUUCCUUGACGUGCUGUCGCAGCUUGACAAGCCGCUUAACGACGAGGCCCUUUUGCUUGCAAAUUGGAAAUUGCUGUCAACUUUUGUCAGCAAGCGUCAGCAGUGGUUGGCAGUCUUCAUUCUGACCGGGGCCUCCCCUCGACAGACACUGAAGAAGUCUAGCAAGUCUGGAGACCCGAGUAUGAGAGGCGUGCCAUUUUUGCAAAUGGCUCUUGACAAGCUUGCCAACAUUGAACAGGAAGAGCCCCAGAUGGCCCUGGCAUUGCUAGAGUUCGUCUCUCGUGCCCAAGAAAAUUGGCCGUGGGCUACUCCCCAUCUGAAGAAACAUUCUCAGUUUUUCAACAGUGUCGUAACCUACGUCUCCAAGCUGAAGAUUUCUUCGUUGCCUGUGAUUCAACAGAUCUUUGCAACUCGUAUUGCUGCUGUUGUCGCGGACAUUUGCGCUGUCUACCUGCACGCUGCAAAAGAAAUAGGAGAUUUCAGCUUUGUCAAGACACUCAUUCCCUUGGUACAAUGGUACUCCAAGGAUGCUGUGGAAGUUAAUGCUUACAACGCCUCGCUUCACGCAAACUUGAAGAAGAACUUUGAAAUGCGAUACAGCGGCUGUAAGGUUGUUGAUUUCAAGAGAACGCCGCUCGUGCCUCGUGCAUUAGGCCGCGAUUACUAUUAUGAUCUGAGAAUGGGAGAAAAGCUCCUGUCUUACGAUUUUGCCUGGGCUGGAUCUCGCAACCGGGGCUUCUCCGAGGAGUUUGAGCGAGCCAACAUCAACUUGUCGCUCGUGGAAGCGCAGGUGACACUUCUCAACAGCUGGAAGUUCUUUGCCAUCGAGCAUUGCGCCGACUUCAUGCCCGACUUUGCGAUUCAGAAGUCAAUGGCUAUCGUGGCCCAAAAUUGUCUCGAAGCCAAUACCCGCAGCGUCCCUCCAGAGGCCAUUUUUGAAGAAAUCCAACAGGUCCGCGUUGACUUUGCACAGGCCCUGUGCCAACGGCUCGUGCAGGUGGACGCCCGUGGCGCCGAGGCAUUUGCGCUACUUGAAGCCGUCUACAAAGCGCUACGGAAUCGGCACACGACGUAUGAAGAUGCGCUCAUCAGCAACGACACCGAAUACUACCGGUCCCUCCUCAACGUGCUGUUUUUGGCCCUUCAGUUCCACCUGGAUAAGCCAUCGCGCACCAGCCCUGAGACCCUGAGCAAGCCGGCCAAGCUCUCGAACGACCUGACUCUCAUUGUGGAGAUUGUCAAGGUAGUCGUGGCGCAGGGCUUCAAGUCGCUCACCACCUACCUGCAUGAGGAACCGGACAAGUGCACACCCAAGGACUUUGCGAUCAUUGUUGCUAUUCUCCAGAGCUGUUUGCAGGUCAAGAACUCCGAGCGGCUCUACGAGCACAUCACAUACCACAUCCAAGACAACGAUGUCGUUCGACAUGCCACAACAUUGUUCUCUUGGGCCGAUCAGCUUGCAGUGGCUGGUGACCCGAUCUAUGGCGACCUUAGUGUCUCGGUCCUUGUCAAAUUGUCUACCUUGCCCAUGCUGGCCGAGCACCUGGCUGUCGAAGCAGUCCUGAUGAAACUAUCGACAUGCCGCCUGUCAAACGGCCUCCGUCAACCCAAGGGAUUCGGACCUUUCGAUCCCGUCCCUCGACUGUAUACUAUUUGGACGGGUGGCUUCCUUCCACUGUGUCUGAACCUACUCUACAACGUCAUCCGCGCGGCACCAGAAGUGGCCGCAUUCCUCAACCAGUUCGAAGGACAGCUCAACCGCGCCUCCGAGUGCUUCUCAAUCGGUCACCCCACCGCCAGCGCCGGAGUCUCAUCGCAGUGGAUCAGUCUGAGCAUGGCCUCCGAGGCUUACUCACUGGCUCUCAUCUCCUUCAUGCUAGACCGUUUCCGCGAAGCCGGGCCCAGUGCAGGUUUAGAUGCGCAAUCUAUCAAGGAGCUCAAGUGGGACAAGGCACAGGUGAAGGAAGAUAUUGAAGAGCUCCUGGGUCGCCGACCGACUCUGCGGGGACGCAUUGUGGCUACGACUGAGAAGGAUGCCGAGUGGUCGCGACAGAAGCCGCUUGAUCAGACUUCUGGGGCUGAGAACCGGUUGGAAGAGAAGGUCGUUGGCGAGUUGACUGCGGCGGUGGCUUGUUUGGGUGGAGAGGAGGAAUCAUGA
Molecule: messenger RNA, 5406 nt
Organism: Penicillium cinerascens
Lineage: Eukaryota; Fungi; Ascomycota; Eurotiomycetes; Eurotiales; Aspergillaceae
Product: nucleoporin
Exons: 4
Coding region: 1-5406 (1801 amino acids)
Biological process (GO): RNA export from nucleus; protein import into nucleus
Cellular component (GO): nuclear pore inner ring
Molecular function (GO): structural constituent of nuclear pore
Source: RefSeq, a predicted model, not a curated record